Molecule: messenger RNA, 1735 nt
Organism: Argentina anserina (silverweed cinquefoil)
Lineage: Eukaryota; Viridiplantae; Streptophyta; Magnoliopsida; Rosales; Rosaceae
Product: transcription factor SPATULA-like
Exons: 7
Coding region: 217-1344 (375 amino acids)
Cellular component (GO): nucleus
Molecular function (GO): protein dimerization activity
Source: RefSeq, a predicted model, not a curated record
AAACAAUGACUAAUUUAACUGUUGGGGACUCCAGAGUUUUAAUACUGGAAAACACUCACUGUUUUCCAUUAACCUUGAUAUUUGUUUUAUCUUGUUCCAUAAAUGUAAACCAACUAGCUAGCUAGCCCAUUCUGUGAAAAGCCCCAGACGCAACAAGCACAGAAACCAAAAGCUCAUAACACAGAAAACAGAAAACUCUGUUUCUGAAACAGAGUAAUGGGAAUGGGGGAUACAUUUGAGUACAAUUACCAAAACAACUCCUGUUCAUCUUCAGCUCCUGCUUCUUCGGUAACAGUCGCACAGCCUCAUUCGUCCACGGACGAUAUCUCACUGUUUCUGCAGCAAAUUCUGGUGCGUUCUUCUUCUUUGAGCGGACAGCAGUUCUUGUUUUCGUCUUCACCUGCUGGUUAUACUCUGCCGGAAAAUCUCGGCCAUCAGAGCAACAACAGUUUCGUGGGAAGCGGGAUCAGGGGCGUUGAUGGCUCUACGGCGGUUGUGACGGGCAGUGGUCCAAAUGUGUCUUCGUCUUCAGUUGGAGCUAGUGAGAAUGAGGCCGACGAUUAUGAUUGUGAAAGCGAGGAGGGUCUUGAAGCGUUGGUAGAAGAGGCAGCAGUGAAAUCCGGUGGUAGAAGUUCUUCAAAGAGAAGUAGAGCUGCAGAAGUUCAUAAUUUGUCUGAAAAGAGGAGGAGGAGUAGGAUUAAUGAGAAAAUGAAGGCAUUGCAGAAUCUCAUCCCAAAUUCUAAUAAGACAGACAAGGCUUCAAUGCUUGAUGAAGCCAUUGAGUAUCUUAAACAGCUCCAGCUUCAAGUACAGAUGUUGUCAAUGAGAAAUGGUAUGAGUUUGCAUCCCAUGUGCCUACCUGGAGCGUCGCAACUGUCACAAAUAAGAAUGGAAUUUGGUGGAGAGGAAAAUAGGCAUGGGCCUUUGAACAUGUCAGGAACACUGAAUAUGAACCAGGAACCCUCAACACAAAAUUUGUACAAUCCAAACCAGUCGUAUGUACCAGAUAUGUCAAAUGUAGUCAAUUCAGAAAACGCAUUUGGGUUGGAAUCAUCUAUUCAGGCUCACUUCGGGCCCUUUCCGCUCCCAAACUCAUCUAAGGGAAUCUGCAGGGAUGAACUCUUGCAGCAUCAACCAAUUAGUGUAAAUCAUUCGGAGACUAAUCCUCUAGAAUUUGAAGUGGGAGCUACAGCUGAAGUUUCACUUCCCUUUAAUGCUCAAAUAUCUGAUCUGAAGAGCAAUGGUUCCCUGGAAACAUGUGUCAUGGGAAGAGACCGGCGAGAAAGCAGGCCCUUGAAAUCGAUAGAACAACAUCUUCAUCUUGACAGGCACUUUACACUUUAGGAUUAACAAGAUGUUAAUUUGUAUAUCCUUACUUUGCAUAUACUGAUGAAUAUAGCUUGCAUUGCACAGGAAUAUGAGUCCUAAUUGAUAAGAUGAGGACUGCACUAAGGACCUUAUGAUUCAAGCAAGCUUGGUUGCUCAACAUUUUGGAUUUGGUGUAGCCACAAGCUCACAAGUACUUAGUGAUCGACAGCUUCUGCAAUUCUUGAAAUUGUUCAAAGAUUCAAUUUCAUGAACUCGCCAAGGCUCGUUACCUUGUAGAAAUGGUUGAAACUGGGGAUGAUGUUUGUAAAACUUUAUAUAUUUCUUUUAUUCCGGUUCUCUUACUGAGAAAGUGGGCAUUGUUCUUCACUGUAUGACAGUCUUGUGUACAAUUAUCAAUGCCAUCUAU